This is a messenger RNA of Paramecium pentaurelia, 1588 nucleotides long. The record is from the annotation of a GenBank genome assembly. NCBI's taxonomy places the organism in Eukaryota, Ciliophora, Oligohymenophorea, Peniculida, Parameciidae.
UGAUGGAUUGGAGAAACAAAUUGGAUUUAAUUUAGAAUAAGAUUAGAGGAUAAUUACAUGCUCGUAAAAUAGAUGACUUAGAAGGAGUGUAUUAAUUAAUGGCAGAAUUUGAUAGAGAUAACUCUGGUAUUUUAUAAUUUGAUUAUAGGAUAUUUGGAUAAGGAUGAAUUCUAAAAGUUUUUAUCAAAGAUAGGAGUAUUUCUAACAACUUAAGAAUUGAGAGCAGUAUAUGACAAAUAUGACUUAAAUAAAGAUGGCAAUAUAGCAUAUGCAGAGUUUGUGAAUUUAAUAAGAGAAAAUAUGAGCGAAAAGAGAAUAAAUGUAGUGAGAAAUACAUUUUCAUUUUUGGAUUAAUCAAGAUAAGGGAGAUUAUAAUUAGAAUGUCUUUAUAAACUUUAUCAGGCUAAAAACCAUCCUAGAGUAAGAACAAGAUAAAAGACAGCUGAAUAAGUAACAAAGGAAUUUGUUAAUGCAAUAUCUAAACGUAGUAAGGAUGGUUAAAGUAUAAAUGAAGAUGAAUUCUUAAAUUAUUAUGCUGAUUGUAAUGCUACACUUCCAAAUGAAAAGGAGGAAUAUUUUACAGAUGUAUUUAUAUUAUUGGAUAAUAUAUGAUAGUUAUUAACAUCUACUUGGGGAGUUACAUCUGGUGCUGAUUAUGUUUCUCCAGAAAGAUUGGCUUAAUUGGAAAUAAUAUUAUUUGAAAAAAUUAGAUAAAAGACAGUCACCAAAGAUGAUGAAGGAAAGACAGCAAAAAAGGCAUUUAUGUACUUUGAUUUGGAAAACAAAGGAACUAUAGAUAUAUAUUAAUUUGCAUAAGCUUUAUAAAAGUUUGGUUGUGUAUUUAGUGAAAAAGAGAUUUAAGCAUUAUUUAAUAAAUAUGACUCUGAUAAAAGUGGAAGAUUAUGUUAUGAUGAAAUAUGUGGGUUGAUAGCAUUGAUGGGAUCAGGAAACAAUGCAAAUGUCAAUCCAGUAUUUUAAAUUUCUAGAGCACCUCCUUAAGAUACAUUAAAUAGAAUCAGAAAUGAUUUAAUAAAGAAAGGAUAACAUUCUGUUAUUAGAAUGGCCACUAUUUUUACUAAUUCUGAUAAAAAUAAAAAUGGAACAUUGAAUAGAUAAGAAUUUCAAUGGGCAAUGAAAGAAUCUGGAUUGUUAUUAACCAAAACAGAAUAUGAUAAUUUAUUCAGAUUUUUUGAUAAAAAUUGUGAUGAUGAGGUUUCUUUUGUUGAAUUUAUUGCAUUUUUAAGAAGUACUUAUAUAUUUUAUAAUAACAGAACCACUUUCUUAAUAUAGAAUAAAUUUAGCAAAUUAACUAUGGGAUAGAUUGUCAAAUGGAGAAUCAUAACUAAGCACUUAAUAAUUAAAAUGUAUUUUUAUUUAUUUAAUUCAAGAAUCUUAUGAUGCAUCAAAAAGUCAUGAUGUAAAUAUAAAUAUUAAGACAGUUGCUGAUGCCAAUAAAGAUUUUCAUGAUAUUUGGAAAGAUGUUUAAAUUGUUACUCAAUAACAUUUUAUAGAAUAUUUAACAGAUAUUAGUGCACUUAUUGAUAAUGAUUAAUCUUUUGAGAAGUUUAUAAGAUAUGCAUGGAAAUGA